Periophthalmus magnuspinnatus is the source of this 358-nucleotide messenger RNA. RefSeq names its product UPF0462 protein C4orf33 homolog. The transcript has 3 exons. Lineage: Eukaryota; Metazoa; Chordata; Actinopteri; Gobiiformes; Gobiidae. The record is from RefSeq and is a predicted model, not a curated record. Bases 63 to 344 code for a protein of 93 amino acids.
ACAACAAUGAGGAAGAAGCGUUCCAGCUGCCUGCUCCUUUGGACUUUCAUUUCAAACAAGAAAUGAGUCUCAAAAACCAACUGCAGUUUGCCAUUGAGCACACCUGGGACAGUAAUCCUGUGGACCAUGAUCCAAUCAGGAUUAUCUUCUCGCCUGGGGCAGGGGGUCUGAAGAUGCAAGUAUUUGGUCCCUUUUUUAAUGAUCCUGCAGCCCCUCCUGGACCCCCUGGACAUGCCUUCCCUGGACUCUGGGAUUAUGAAGGGCUCUCCCUCAGUCAGUCCAUGACGCUGCCCCUUGGAGACCCCAUUUUCAUCCUCUGCUCCUGGAUCCCUCCUCUGACCUGAAGACCAAAGAGCAG